CAUCAGCCUGCGCGUCGCUGCCGGCGUAUCUGGCCCCGCCCGCGCGGCGGCCCGGCUCCUGUCACCGCCGGCCCGGCCAUGGUGCUGGCCUGUGGUUUGUAAUUUUGCAGCCUAGACUCGGGACGUGGCGCAGGUCCCGAUGGCGGCGGCGGCGGCCCUGGCGGCGGCCGACCCCGCACCCGCUGUGCCGCAGGCGGCGGGCGGCGGAGGGCCGACCUCGCGCCGAGACUUGUACUGGCUGCGUUCCUUCCUGGCUGGAGGUAUUGCUGGAUGCUGUGCCAAAACAACAGUUGCUCCUCUGGAUCGAGUAAAGGUCUUAUUGCAAGCUCACAAUCACCAUUACAAACAUUUAGGAGUAUUUUCUGCAUUGCGUGCUGUUCCCCAAAAGGAAGGAUACCUUGGCUUGUACAAAGGAAAUGGCGCAAUGAUGAUUCGAAUCUUUCCCUACGGUGCAAUCCAGUUCAUGGCGUUUGAGCAUUACAAAACGUUCAUUACCACAAAGUUGGGAGUUUCCGGUCAUGUACACAGAUUAAUGGCUGGAUCCAUGGCAGGUAUGACAGCAGUUAUCUGUACUUACCCUCUUGAUAUGGUUAGGGUCCGCCUAGCCUUCCAGGUGAAAGGGGAACACACUUACUCAGGAAUUAUUCAUGCAUUCAAAACAAUUUAUGCAAAGGAAGGAGGUUUCCUUGGAUUCUAUAGAGGUCUGAUUCCUACUAUUUUAGGAAUGGCUCCAUAUGCAGGUGUUUCAUUUUUUACUUUUGGUACCUUAAAGAGUGUUGGGCUUGCCCAUGCUCCUACCCUUCUUGGCAGACCUUCAUCAGACAAUCCUAAUAUCUUAGUUUUGAAAACUCACAUAAACUUACUUUGUGGUGGUGUUGCUGGAGCAAUAGCACAGACAAUAUCCUACCCAUUUGAUGUAACUCGUCGGAGAAUGCAAUUAGGAACCAUUCUGCCAGAGUUUGAAAAGUGCCUUACAAUGCGGGAAACGAUGAAAUACGUCUACGGGCACCAUGGGAUUCGAAGAGGACUGUACCGAGGCUUAUCUCUCAACUACAUUCGCUGCAUUCCCUCUCAAGCAGUGGCUUUCACAACAUACGAACUUAUGAAACAAUUUUUUCACCUUAACUAAAGCAAAAAAUUAAGGUUUGUAGUUGCUUUUCCUCAGUAAGUUCUCAGAGGAAAUUAGCUAAAAAUAUGUUACCUUAAAAUGUGAGGGAAGCAUUACUUGAAGUGGGACAUUUACCCUGUCACAGGAACCACUGGUAUUUUAAUACUUGAUUUCUUUUGUUUUUUAAAAUCACAAAUCAGAAGGGCUUAGCAUAGUUUUUUUUUUUUUUUGAGCUAGAAUCUGGUUAUGUAGCCUUGACUGGUUUUGGACUCAUUUUGUAGACCAGGCUGUCCUCAGACUUGUGGCAAGCCUCCUGCCUCUGCUUCCCAAGUACUGAGAUUAUAGGCAUGUGCCACUAUGGCUAGUUUAACAUACAUUUCAUUGCCAAACAUUAUACCUUAGAACACUGAAAAAA
This is a messenger RNA of Nannospalax galili (Upper Galilee mountains blind mole rat), 1523 nucleotides long. RefSeq names its product solute carrier family 25 member 16 (gene Slc25a16). The transcript has 9 exons. Bases 140 to 1129 code for a protein of 329 amino acids. NCBI's taxonomy places the organism in Eukaryota, Metazoa, Chordata, Mammalia, Rodentia, Spalacidae. The record is from RefSeq and is a predicted model, not a curated record. Gene Ontology annotation, cellular component: mitochondrial inner membrane. Gene Ontology annotation, biological process: transmembrane transport.